UGAGCGGGGCGGCGGCCCCGUCGGACCGCGGCCAUGGAGGAGUGGCGGCAGUGCGGCCGCUGGCUCAUCGACUGCAAAGUUUUGCCCCCCAACCACCGGGUGGUCUGGCCCUCGGCGGUGGUCUUCGACCUGGCGCAGGCGCUGCGGGAUGGGGUGCUGCUCUGCCAGCUGCUCCACAACCUCUCCCCCGGCUCCAUCGACCUCAAGGACAUCAACUUCAGGCCCCAGAUGUCCCAGUUUCUCUGUUUGAAGAAUAUCCGAACCUUCCUAAAAGUAUGUCACGACAAAUUUGGGUUAAGAAACAGCGAUCUGUUUGAUCCCUUUGACCUCUUCGAUGUACGGGAUUUUGGAAAGGUGAUCUCUGCAGUAUCCAGACUCUCCUUCCACAGUAUUGCUCAAACCAAAGGAAUUAGGCCCUUCCCGUCGGAGGAGACCACGGAAAAUGAUGACGACGUAUAUCGGAGCUUGGAGGAGCUGGCGGACGAACAUGAUCUGGGGGAGGAUAUUUAUGACUGCGUCCCCUGUGAAGAUGAAGGCGAUGAUAUCUAUGAAGAUAUCAUCAGAGUGGAAGUUCAGCAGCCCAUGAAAAUGGGAAUGACAGAAGAUGACAAAAGAAAUUGCUGUUUGCUAGAAAUCCAAGAAACUGAGGCCAAAUACUACAAAACACUUGAAGAUAUAGAAAAGAACUAUAUGAACCCACUGAGGUCGGUACUGACUCCCCAAGACAUGGAAGCUAUUUUUAUCAAUUUGGAGGACCUAAUUAAAGUGCACUUCAGUUUCCUGAGAGCCAUCGACGUCUCUAUGAUGUCUGGAGGAAGCAGCCUGGCAAAAGUGUUUCUGGAAUUCAAAGAGAGGCUGCUGAUUUACGGCAAGUACUGCAGCCACAUGGAGUAUGCCCAGAACACGCUCAACCACCUCCUGGCCAACAGAGAGGACAUCAGGCAGAAGGUGGAGGAAUGCACACUAAAGGUUCAGGACGGGAAAUUUAAAUUGCAAGAUCUGCUGGUGGUUCCAAUGCAAAGAGUUUUGAAAUAUCAUCUCCUAUUAAAAGAGCUGCUCAGCCAUUCAUCAGACCGCCCAGAGAAGCAGCAGCUGAAGGAGGCUCUGGAGGCGAUGCAGGACUUGGCCAUGUACAUAAAUGAAGUAAAGAGGGACAAAGAGACUUUAAAGAAAAUAAGUGAAUUUCAGAGCUCGAUAGAAAAUCUGCAAGUGAAGCUGGAGGAGUUCGGGAGGCCGAAGAUCGACGGCGAGCUGAAGGUCCGCUCCAUAGUGAACCACACCAAGCAGGACAGGUAUUUAUUUUUAUUUGAUAAAGUGGUGAUCGUCUGCAAAAGGAAAGGGUACAAUUAUGAGCUGAAAGAAAUUAUUGAGCUGCUCUUCCACAAGAUGACUGAUGACCCUAUGAAUAACAAAGACAUUAAGAAGUGGUCAUACGGCUUCUACCUAAUUCACCUUCAGGGGAAGCAGGGCUUCCAGUUCUUCUGCAAGACGGAGGAAAUGAAGAGGAAGUGGAUGGAGCAGUUUGAAAUGGCAAUGUCCAACAUAAAGCCAGAGAAAGCCAAUGCAAAUCACCAUAACUUUCAGAUGUACACAUUUGAAAAGACUACCAACUGCAAAGCCUGCAGGAUGUUCCUAAGGGGAACAUUCUACCAGGGCUAUCUUUGCCCCAAAUGUGGAGCGGGUGCUCAUAAGGAGUGCUUGGAGAUCAUUCCUCCCUGCAAGAUCGGUUCUUCAGCAGACCAGGAUUCACUGAGUGCUGGACCUGGUCCUAAAAUGGUGGCAGUUCAGAAUUACCACGGAAACCGCCCCCCCGGGAAGCCGGUGCUGACGUUUCAAAUUGGGGAUGUGAUCGAGCUGCUGAGGGGGGACCCCGACUCGCCGUGGUGGGAGGGGCGGCUGCUGCAGACGAAGAAGUCGGGUUAUUUUCCCAGCUUGUCAGUAAAGCCCUGCCCCGUUGAUGCCAGGCCUCCCAACAGCCGGCCACCCUCGCGGGAGAUAGACUACACAGCGUACCCGUGGUUCGCAGGGAACAUGGAGCGGCAGCAGACGGACAACCUGCUCAAGUCUCAUGUCAGCGGCACCUACCUGAUCCGGGAGCGGCCGGCCGAGGCCGAGCGCUUUGCCAUCAGUAUUAAGUUCAAUGAGGAGGUGAAGCACAUCAAGGUGGUAGAGAAGGACAACUGGAUUCACAUCACGGAAGCCAAGAAGUUUGAAAGCUUGCUGGAGCUGGUCGAGUACUACCAGAGCCACUCGCUGAAGGAGAGCUUCAAGCAGCUGGACACAACGCUGAAAUACCCCUAUAAAUCUCGGGAGCGCUCUACCUCCAGGACCUUCACCCGCUCUCCAGUGUUCACCCCACGGGUCAUAGGGACGGCGGUGGCACGAUACAACUUCGCGGCGCGGGACAUGCGGGAGCUCUCGCUGCGAGAGGGCGACGUGGUGAAGAUCUACAGCAGGAUUGGUGGGGACCAGGGAUGGUGGAAGGGGGAAACCAACGGAAGAGUUGGCUGGUUUCCCUCGACGUACGUGGAAGAGGAGGGGGUGCAAUGACUGCGGGGAUGUCUGAUGGAAAGUCGUCGAGCGCCCAGAGCGAGCCGCUGCAGACCGUGCACACUUGUCCCGAUGCCUGUGGCUCCCCGUGAGACGCGGCCGGACGCCUCCCAGGACUGCUCUCGCAGACUCUUUAGCAAUCCAUUCCUCUGUACAGUGUGUGUGUGCGCGCGUGCGUCGGGGCUGCCGCCGGCCUCGCUCCUGUUACGUGUAUAGAAGAUUGAUGGUCUGUCGGAUAACGUUCGUGUAGCAGCUGCAGAAGAGGCCCAGGAAAGCCGCGCUCCCCUGCAUGGACAGAGCUGAGAGACUCUGUGCGGUGCCCACCAGAGGAUGGGGUCCUCCGAACCUCUUUUACUAAAGGUGUUUUAAAAGCCACUGUGGUGAUGGUGGUGGGAGGGUGAGGCUGAAGGUUUGCGCCUGGGCUGGUGCCUAGGUGUGCCAAGGUGAGAAUUUGGGAGUUUCUAAGGGGAGGGAACAACUCAGCCCCAAGGAGAUGAUGCGGACCCCCUGCCACGGUGCUCGGGUGGGCUCCCCGGGUCAGGAUUUCGGCAGUCUCCCUGGCAGCCAUGCGGCAGCGCCCAGCAGCACCGCGCUGUGGCCAGGGCGAGGGUGCAGAGCGGGGACACCCGGCCCGGGAGGAGGAAAGGGCUGUUGCUCGUCUCUGAAGGAUGCCAGCUGUGAAACCAGGAGCGCGUUUUGACCAUCAGACGUAGGCUGGAAGUGGACCUUCAGGUCAGGCAGGAAGGGAGAAGAGCCGCUCUGGCAUCCCAAGCCCAUUUUCUUUACAACCACCUUCAGUUCCACCAGCCUUGCUGCGGGUGGAGUGGGCAGCCCGGGGUGCUGACUGGUCCCACUGAUGAGCAGGAGGUCUUGGUGCGUUGCAGGACUGGAGAUGCACUUUGCCACGCAAGGGUUUUGGAGGCCACCAAGGCGCCAGGUACACGCAGAGGAGCGGACGGGCGCGUGUGUUCGUGGGUCUGUCCUGCCCUCGCUCCCAGCUUGGUCCCACUGCAAGCAGGACCCCCCCAAGCCAGGCUGGUUUUUCUUGCAGCCGUGACACGUCCCACCUCGCUGAGCUCAGGGGGGCCAACCCACCUAAGUAAGGGCUACGGUAUCCUGAUUUCUCUCGCUAAGUUGUGAAAGCAUCUCUUCUUCCCCAGCUGUGUGCACUUUUGGGGGCUGUGAGCGUUGCCCCCUCUCUUCCUCCCACAGGCUGUUACUGCUGCUGCUGUCAAGUAAAGGUCCGUCUGUCUUGGCAUUGCCCCUGUGUCCUGAGCACCAUCCGUCUGAGUCUGUUCUUUCCAAAGUGCAGCCCCUGUGGUUGGUAGGCAGAGCUGCCGGGUGGAAAUCCCAGCCAUCGUCUUCUGCCGGGCACUGGCUUUGCUUCAGAAUUUCCUUCCAAAGUGCAAAUACGAACAAAUACGUGUGUGGGUCAGUGUGUGACAGUGAACAAGUUUCCUCUAUCCAAUAUCUGAGCCCCAGGAGAUGCCCUCCAGCCUCUCUGAAUAAGUUGCAUUUUGAGCUGGUGCUUCCACGCCCUGACGUUGUUCCCCUGGGACUUGCGGUGGUCCUGCCGUGGGGCACCAUGUUCCCGGUGUGGGCUCUUGGCAUCGCGCUGGCGCAGGUCUAGGAGAUGCCAGCGUUGGGUGGGUGAGCAGUGCUAAUGCCCUCGGUCCCUGGUAGGGGGGUACCAUGGCUGCAUCCGAAGCCUUGCUGCAAAUGUAGCAGCAGUGCCCUUCUCGGGAUAAUAAAUGGAAGAGUUUGGGGCUCUCAAGGAGAGGGGGAAGAUAUUAACUUGGAAAUUAAAUGUUGUUGCUUAGUGACAAGCCCAGAGCCACCCUACUUUGCUCCCCGUCCCUCCUGGAGCCCCGUGAGUGUCCCUGCUCUCGGUGCCAUGGGGGCAGUGGGGUGGGUGCAGCCAGGGUCUGGCCGGGGCAGAUGCCC
This is a messenger RNA of Gymnogyps californianus (California condor), 4494 nucleotides long. RefSeq names its product vav guanine nucleotide exchange factor 2 (gene VAV2). Gene Ontology annotation, biological process: cell migration; regulation of GTPase activity; intracellular signal transduction. The record is from RefSeq and is a predicted model, not a curated record. Gene Ontology annotation, molecular function: protein binding; guanyl-nucleotide exchange factor activity. Gene Ontology annotation, cellular component: cytoplasm. Lineage: Eukaryota; Metazoa; Chordata; Aves; Accipitriformes; Cathartidae.